This is a messenger RNA of Moneuplotes crassus, 1601 nucleotides long. The record is from the annotation of a GenBank genome assembly. NCBI's taxonomy places the organism in Eukaryota, Ciliophora, Spirotrichea, Euplotida, Euplotidae.
AACAGGGCAAAGAAAAAAUGAACCCAUCUAAAAAGUUGCUAGAUCAGAUCUUUAACCCAAAGAACGUUGUGUACGAAGGAGGACGCCGGAAUGAACAGGGCGGAGAGAAGCAUGGCAGAAGCAAAUCCAAACCAAUCACUAACUUAAUGAAUGACCUUAAGAAGAAAAAGGAUAAAAAAUUGAAUUUUGUUCGAAGAAGAGAGCAAGAACAAGAAAAGAAAAAUCAGAAGAGUUCUAAAUCAGUAGAGGCUCAAGGUCGUAGAAUGGUGCUUCAUCGGCUUUCGAACGGUAAUAUUCCAGCAUAUACUGCCGGGCCUCUCCAAAGGGAGCGAUAUAUUAACCCUAAGAUGGAAGCAGAGCUUGUUACGUUUAAAUAAAGAGGUUGAUAAGAGGUUCAAGAAAUCGCUCCUUAAGGAUUAUAAAUUCCCUCUAAAAGAUAGAGAAACCCAGCGGUUACAUGAACAUCGUGGGGGAUAUGUCCUUCCACUUAUUCAUCAAGACCUGAGCAAGAAUUCGGACACGAAGGAUAAUAAGAUUGUCAAGAAUAUUCUAAGCAAUCUUACUAGCUCUUGCCAAAAAUUUGAUGAAAAUGUUAUUUCAAAGGAAGGAAUUAAAACUUCGAGAGAAACUGUUAAUUACGAUAGAAGCCAGAAACCAAUGAUUGGAUCUGUAACCGUACGGGAGCAUACCCACGAGAUGAAGCCACGCUACACAGACAGCCAAGCUGGCUCGAUCUCGUUGAAAUAACAAGAAGCGUUUGUUCGCGAAGAUUCAGCAAUUGUAUCAAAAACCUGGAAAUAUUUCUGAGAAUACUUCCAAAGAGUCUAUGAGUGGGAACAACAAGUUAUACAUCACUUAUAAGAACAAAGUCCAGAAACCUAAGAAGAAGAGGACAAUUAUUAAGGACCAAAGUGACAUUGAAGUUCAGAUCAGCAGGAAACUGGAGAGAGCCAACUCCUCAAAGGAGUUUGUCUCCAGGAAUAAUGAUGGUUCGAGGAUUUCAAAGAAGAGCCAAACUGGGUCAGAGUUACACAACGAGUCAAGCACAAAUUUUGGGUUUUAUAAGACUUAUAAGAACCCUUCUGCUGAGUUCAACUCUUCACAGUCCCAAUUAGGCAAGUAUAAAAGGAGGGUGAAUAAGGCAACGGUUAAUUGCCAAAAUCCCAAUCUCACUUCUGUAUUUAAGUCAAAGGCACAUCUUACAGCUGAGGAGUUCAAGAAGUUGACUCAGGAGACUAGGAUGCUUCGGAAGAAAUCAAACAGUAGUCUCAAAUACAAGCUUACAAAGAGUAGCGAUACCACUAAGAAACUACUGAAGAAGAAGAGUUUGAAGCUCCUUAAAAAUUACGAGCCAAGGAACUACCCCCAGAUAGUGGACUUUAACCACUCAGAGGAAGGCUCUGCAGUAAGGAAGCCUUCCCAACCUCCUAAGAGCAGGAACACGAAGAACUUCCAGACUGAAAGAAAGGAAUCCAGAGAGAGGAAGAGUAAUUUCAGGAAUUUACCUAGGAAUAAUUACCAAUUGACUAGAAUAAAGUCAGUGAAAAGGUCUAAUUCAAGGAAUUUGUCAUCGAAUAGAAAUUAAUGAUUCAUUUUGUGUG